CAUCAACAUCUCUGGCUCAAAGCACGCCCCAGUCAGUUGAACUUAAACGGCGUUGGGAAUCGGACGCGUCUGAAAGAGCUUGGCUGCCGCUGCACACAUCAACACGCAUACACACUUCCAAACCGACAGAUAACAUUCGCCACAAGAUAAAAGUAACCGUACAAAUCGAGUACAGGCGUCAGGCAUACUUACGUACAUACAUAUGUACACAUAAGUAACAACAACAACAACAACAACAAAAAAGUGCAGCGCAACGUUUUUGAUUAUUUGCAGGCUUGAAGUCACGGGCAACAGUUGUCGUCGUUGUCCCCAGAAAUGAUCUUGCGAAAGACACUCAGCAGCUUGGUGCUGAUGCUCCUCUAUGGCUGUCAUUUGCAUAUGGCCAAGACGGUAAUGAAUGGUGGAGAUCUGGAGGCGGCCUUACCGGAGCCCCGUGCAUAUAUACCUGACUCUCAGAAUCUGGACUUUGUCUAUCACGACCACGAGGAACUAACGCGUUUUCUGAGAGCUACCAGCGCACGGUAUCCUAACCUCACGGCUCUCUAUUCCAUUGGCAAGUCCACCCAAGGACGCGAUCUGUGGGUAAUGGUGGUCAGCUCAUCGCCUUAUGAGCACAUGGUCGGGAAGCCAGAUGUCAAGUAUGUGGGCAACAUCCAUGGCAAUGAGCCAGUAGGUCGCGAAAUGCUGCUGCAUCUCAUACAGUACUUUGUGAGCAGCUACACCACAGAUCAGUAUGUCAAGUGGCUCCUGGACAAUACACGCAUACACAUAUUGCCGACAAUGAAUCCGGACGGCUAUGCUGUGUCCAAAGAGGGCACCUGCGACGGUGGACAGGGCAGAUACAAUGCACGUGGCUUUGACUUGAAUCGCAACUUUCCGGACUAUUUUAAGCAAAAUAAUAAGCGCGGCCAGCCAGAAACGGAUGCGGUCAAAGACUGGAUAUCGAAGAUACAGUUCGUAUUGAGCGGAAGUUUGCAUGGCGGGGCCUUGGUUGCCAGCUAUCCUUAUGAUAACACGCCAAACUCUAGGCUGCUUAAAGGAAUCUGCCGUUCGUCCGCCUUGUGCGCGAUGUUUCAGACCUACUCAGCCGCCCCAUCACUGACGCCGGACGAUGAUGUUUUCAAACAUCUCUCGUUGGUCUAUGCUCGCAAUCAUGCCAAAAUGUCACGAGGCGUGGCCUGUAAGUCGGCAACGCCCGCAUUCGAGAAUGGCAUCACCAAUGGAGCUGCGUGGUAUCCACUGACGGGCGGCAUGCAGGACUACAACUAUGUGUGGUACGGUUGCAUGGAGAUUACGCUUGAAAUUUCCUGUUGCAAAUACCCACCGGCCUAUGAGCUUAAAAAGUACUGGGAGGACAACCAAUUGUCCCUUAUUAAAUUUUUGGCUGAAGCACAUCGGGGAGUGCAAGGUUUUGUGUUUGAUCCAGCGGGCAUGCCCAUAGAGCGUGCCUCGCUGAAGGUGAAGGGUCGCGAUGUGGGCUUCCAGACAACCAAAUAUGGAGAAUUCUGGCGCAUCUUACUCCCUGGAUAUUACAAAGUUGAGGUUUUUGCCGAAGGCUAUGCGCCGCGCGAGGUAGAGUUUGUCAUUGUCGAACAGCAUCCAACGCUGCUCAAUGUGACGCUACAACCAUCGAAGUACUUUGCCGCUACCGUUACCUCCAAAUCCACCUCCUCUCAUACUAUCAGCAGCACAACGCCACGUGGGCCGCGCGGUCAGGUCAACGAUAAUGUACAGUUCCCCACUAAUUAGAGACACAGUGACCAAUGUAAAUACAUGUACAUGUUUAUUUAAAGUACUAAACUGAUGUACCAAUAAUCUAAACUAAAUCUAAACUAAUAGAGCCCAGCAAAAGUUUGAAUGCAAUCAAUUUGAAUGAAGACUUAUCCAAAUAAUAUUCAAAAAAUCAAUUAAAGUUAGCUAAAUCAAUUAUUUAAAAAUACAAGUAGGCUCGGAGUGAAAAUAUGGUAUAUACAUGAUAAAGUUUUAUCGCCAUGCUCAAAGAAUUUGCAAUGUCUGGUACCAAAACCAGACCAGUUGGUGAACCAACUUCACGAAACCCAGACUAGAUCAACUUCUCUCAUGCUUGUCAAUAACACAUUUAUACUUUAUGGGGUCGAAGAUGCCGCCUUCUGCCCGUAACAUAUGUAUAUUUUCACAAACCAUAAU
This is a messenger RNA of Scaptodrosophila lebanonensis, 2166 nucleotides long. RefSeq names its product carboxypeptidase D. Gene Ontology annotation, cellular component: cell surface. Gene Ontology annotation, biological process: proteolysis. The record is from RefSeq and is a predicted model, not a curated record. Gene Ontology annotation, molecular function: metallocarboxypeptidase activity; zinc ion binding. Bases 316 to 1749 code for a protein of 477 amino acids. NCBI's taxonomy places the organism in Eukaryota, Metazoa, Arthropoda, Insecta, Diptera, Drosophilidae. The transcript is spliced from 10 exons.